CUCUCCCUCCCUCUCCCUCUCUUUGUGAAUAGGCUAAGCAUUAGGCAGAAGAAAAUGUGGAAGCUUAAGAUUGGCGAAGGUGGGGGGCCGUACAUGUACAGUACCAACAAUUAUAUCGGCAGACAAAUAUGGGAGUACGAACCUAACGCCGGCACGCCGGAAGAAGAAGAAGCCUUUGAAAAAGCUCGCAAAGAGUUCAGUAAACAACGGCAGAAAGGUCAUCAUACGUGCGGUGAUUUGUUCAUGAGAAAGCAGAUGAUCAAAGAAAGUGAGGUUGAUGUGUUGAGCAUUCCCCCGGUAAGACUAAGAGAGGAAGAAGAAGUGAACUAUGAAGCGGUCACAACCGCGGUUAGGAAAGCGGUCCGGUUGAAUUGUGCCCUUCAAGCCAAAGAUGGACACUGGCCAGCUCAGAAUUCUGGCCCUCUGUUUUUCACUCCUCCUUUGAUGAUUGCGUUGUACAUAAGUGGAGCGAUCGAUGUGAUUCUGACUUCAGAGCACAAGAAAGAAUUGGUUCGAUAUCUCUACAACCAUCAAAAUGAAGAUGGUGGAUGGGGACUGUACAUUGAUGGACAUAGUACCAUGAUUGGGUCAGCACUUAACUAUGUGACCUUGCGUUUGCUUGGAGAAGAAGCUGAUGAUGGUGAAGGUGCCAUUGCUAGGGGUCGCAAGUGGAUUCUUGAACAUGGUGGUGCCACUGCAAUUCCUUCUUGGGGAAAGAUUUAUCUCUCGGUGCUCGGAGUGUAUGAAUGGGAUGGGUGUAAUCCAAUCCCACCAGAAUUUUGGCUUUUCCCUUCCAAUUUUCCAUUCCAUCCAGCAAAAAUGUGGAACUAUUGCCGGACAACGUACAUGCCAAUGUCAUACUUGUAUGCUAAAAGAUAUCAUGGACCGCUCACAAAUCUUGUUCUCUCAUUAAGAAGUGAAAUUCAUGUCAAACCAUAUGAUCAGAUAGAUUGGAAUAAUACUCGCAUGGCUUGUUGUAAGGAGGACAGCUACUACCCUCAUAGUUUUAUCCAAGAUCUGUUAUGGAACACCCUCCAAUAUUGCACUGAGCCCAUCAUGAGGCGUUGGCCGUUCAAGAAAAUUAGAGAAAUGGCGAUGAGAAAAGUAAUCAUGCACAUGCGCUAUGGAGCUGAAGAGAGCAGAUACAUUACCAUUGGUGCAAUUGAAAAGAGUUUGCAAAUGAUGUGUUGGUGGGCGGAAGAUCCAAACUGCGAUGAGUUGAAGUACCAUCUUGCUAGGGUUCCCGAUUUCUUAUGGCUUGCGGAAGAUGGAAUGACAAUGCAGACUUUUGGGAGUCAAAAUUGGGAUACCACUUUUGCCACUCAAGCUGUGAUUUCUAGUGGGAUGGUUGAAGAAUAUGGAGAUUGCCUCAAGAAGGCCCAUUUCUAUCUCAAACAAUCACAGAUCAAAGAAAAUCCAAAAGGAGACUUCAAAAGUAUGUACCGCCAUUUCUCGAAAGGGGCUUGGGCAUUCUCUGAUCAAGAUCAUGGUUGGGCUGUUUCUGACUGCACUGCGGAAGCCAUUAAGUGUCUGUUGCUACUUGGGCAAAUAUCGCCUGAAAUUGCAGGAGAGAAAGUGGAUGCUCAGCGCUUGUACGAGGCCGUAGAUAUCUGCCUUUAUCUUCAAAGUCGUGAGAGUGGUGGUUUUGCUGUUUGGGAGCCUCCAGUUCCACAACCAUACCUCCAAAUGUUGAACCCUUCUGAACUCUUUGCUGAUAUUGUUGUACAAGGAGAGCACGUUGAAACUACUGGAUCUAUAGUGAGUGCUCUUGCAGCCUUCAAACAUCAUUAUCCUGAUUAUAGAGCAAAGGAAGUUGCUAUGUCUAUUGCAAAGGCAGCAGAAUACCUUGAAAAUCAACAGAAACCAGAUGGUUCAUGGUAUGGGUACUGGGGAAUUUGCUUCCUCUAUGGCACUUGCUUUGCCCUUUUAGGGCUAACAGCUACAGGAAGAAGUUAUGAGAAUAGUGUAGCCAUCCGCAAAGCUGCUCAAUUCUUCCUGUCAAAACAGAACCAAGAGGGUGGGUGGGGAGAAUGCCUUGAAUCUUGCCCAAACAUGAAAUACAUACCAUUUGAAGGGAAUCGUUCGAAUGUGGUGCAAACAUCAUGGGCAAUGCUAGGACUUAUGUACACCGGACAGGCUGAGAGGGAUCCGACUCCUUUACACAGAGCAGCAAAGUUAUUGAUCAAUGCUCAAAUGGAAGAUGGAGAUUUCCCUCAACAAGACAUUACUGGAGCCUACAUGAAGAACUGCAUGUUACAUUAUGCAUCACAUAGGAGUUAUUUUCCAUUGAUGGCACUGUCAGAAUAUCGUAAACGCGUUUGGAUAUCAGAAAGUCACUAAAACCCAAAUCCUUGCUAUCAAUAGCAAACUGUUAAUUGUCUGUUUAAGUGUUUAUAGAUGUAUCCAUUAAUUCCACAUCAUGUAAUCAUGUGAUAUGAUUUAGUACACAGUAUUACUUUAAGAAAGAACUACUUGUGUUUUGUUGAGCAUGCACGUACCAACUUUAAUUUGUUUGGAAGUUUCCUGUUUGAGACAUUGUUAGAAAUAAAGUAUUAAAGUAGAUUUUGA
Ipomoea triloba (trilobed morning glory) is the source of this 2568-nucleotide messenger RNA. Its product is annotated as dammarenediol II synthase-like. Bases 55 to 2340 code for a protein of 761 amino acids. The record is from RefSeq and is a predicted model, not a curated record. Gene Ontology annotation, biological process: triterpenoid biosynthetic process. Gene Ontology annotation, cellular component: lipid droplet. Gene Ontology annotation, molecular function: beta-amyrin synthase activity. The transcript has 16 exons. NCBI's taxonomy places the organism in Eukaryota, Viridiplantae, Streptophyta, Magnoliopsida, Solanales, Convolvulaceae.